AUGGGAUAUACAUUUGCGAUUCUCGCUCUUCUCUUCCCAGCCUUGAUUCUCCUUCAUCUCCUCGUCGCUCCAUACACCAAAGUCGAGGAGUCGUUCCACGUCCAGGCCGUACAUGAUAUCUUAGCCAACGGGCUACCCAAUGGCUUUAAUGACCUGAAUCUCAACCGCGCCAACUAUGACCAUUUCUCUUUCCCGGGGGCUGUUCCCCGGAGCGCCAUUGGCGCUGUGGCCCUUGCUAUGCUCUCGAAGCCCGUGAUCUGGUUGAAUGAGGGGAUCAACCGACAGCUAUUAGCUCGAGCUAUUCUGGGCCUGCUCAAUGCCUCCUCUCUAGCAGUCUAUGCAAGAGGCCUGCGCCAUAGCUUCGGCCAGCCAGCAGCUAUCUGGUAUAUCCUACUCCAAGCAAGCCAGUUCCACUUGAUAUUCUAUGCCUCAAGGCCACUAUCAAACAUGUUCGCCUUCAGCAUGACAACGCUAGCAAUGUGUCUGCUCCUCCCAAGCCCUGUCCCAACAUCCCAAGACCAAAAGCAAUACAGCCUAGCACUCGCCCUCCUCACCACCGCAGGCGUAAUCUUCCGCUCCGAACUAGCCCUCCUAGUCGGAACACAGACUCUCUUCCUACUAGCAACCAGACGAAUCAACCUCCAACACACCAUCAUCGCAGGCCUAGUAGGCCUCACAACCGGCCUCACUCUCACAAUCUACCUCGACAGCACAUUCUGGCAACGCUUCCCACUCUGGCCGGAAUUCGAAGCCUUCCGCUUCAACGUCCUGGCAGGCCAAUCGUCCGAAUGGGGCACAGAGCCAUGGUCAUUCUAUUUCCUAAACGCCCUCCCCCGCCUCCUCUUCAAUCCCCUCUCCUACCUCCUCGCCAUCCCCAUCGCCCUCCGACAACCCGCCACGCGAUCACCAGCACUGGCACUUCUAAUCCCGGCGCUGUCCUUCGUCGCCAUCUACAGCUUCCAGCCACACAAGGAAUGGCGCUUCAUCGUCUACAUCAUCCCCUCCCUCACGGCAGUUGCAGCCCUCGGCGCCGCAUAUCUCUGGACGCAUCGCUCGCGCUCUGUUUUCGCUCGUCUGGCGACUCGCGCCUUGGCUAUCUCCACACUCGCCGUGUUCUGCCUGUCGAAUUUUGUUCUUCUUCCUGCGUCUGCGGCAAAUUACCCUGGUGGUCAGGCUCUCGACGCUAUGCAUUAUCAACAUUCUAUCCUCCGUGAGACAGACUUGCAUGAUACGACCAAUGCUUCUGUCAAUGUCUACCUAGGUAACCUCGCCUGCCAAACGGGUGUAACACGCUUCUUGCAACAACCCCCUUCGUCGGGAUGGGUAUACGACAAAACUGAAGACAAGGCCAUUAAAUCUACUAGUGGGUUCUGGGACCGGUUUGAUUAUGUCGUUGUCGAGGCGGAUAACGAGGCCGGCUUCAUGGAUGCUGAUGAGACGAGUCUUCGGCGUGCACUCCCUGCCUCCGAAUGGGAGAGGGUGCUUGUCGUAGAUUCGUUUGCGGGGAUUUCGGUUUUGAAGCCUGGGACUCCUGCUACUGGAACUGCUGAGCGCCGUGUUAUCAGUACUAUUGCGGGUGCACGUGCUGUUGAUUUGUUUGAGGGUCUGCGCGAGUAUGUGAGGAAUACCUUGUUGCGAGGGUGGUGGGUUGAGGUUAAAAUGAGACCGAGGGUUCAAGUGUUGAGGCGGGUGAAUAGAAGGGGGUAG
This is a messenger RNA of Penicillium mononematosum, 1707 nucleotides long. Its product is annotated as dolichyl-P-Man:Man(7)GlcNAc(2)-PP-dolichol alpha-1,6-mannosyltransferase. Gene Ontology annotation, biological process: protein N-linked glycosylation. Lineage: Eukaryota; Fungi; Ascomycota; Eurotiomycetes; Eurotiales; Aspergillaceae. Gene Ontology annotation, molecular function: alpha-1,6-mannosyltransferase activity. Gene Ontology annotation, cellular component: endoplasmic reticulum membrane. The record is from RefSeq and is a predicted model, not a curated record. The transcript has 3 exons. Bases 1 to 1707 code for a protein of 568 amino acids.